AUUUAGUUUUAGUCCGACGGUCACACUGCCAGUAUUGCCUUUCAAAAGUAGCGGCGUUUUUCUGCAAAAUUUAUCAAGAAAGCGAAAAUAUUGUUCUUUUCGUAUAUUAUAAGUAUAUAAAUAAUAAUGUCGACUGCCCAGGCAACCAAGAACUGCAUCACCCUCAAGGGCUCAGCCCAGAUAAUCGUGGAAUAUCUAAAGUACGGUAUCAACUCCAUCCUGUUCCAAAGAGGCAUCUAUCCGGCGGAAAACUUUGACAGCACCCAGCAGUACGGACUUACCAUCCUGAUGUCCAAGGAUCCCAAGAUCACGACUUUCCUGCAGAAUGUGCUCAGCCAAACGGAAGAGUGGCUGGCCAAGAACAUGAUCAACAAGAUCUCCAUGGUCAUCACGAACGCCCACAGCAAGGAGGUGCUCGAGUGCUGGGACUUCAAGAUGCAGGCAGAGCUGGGCGACGGCGACACCAGCGAUCCUGCCAAGCUCACAUCCACCAAGGAGCUGUCACGCAUCCAGAACGAGAUCCGAGAUGUAAUGCGCCAGAUCUCGGCCACCGUCAGCUAUCUGCCGCUGCUCGACUGCAUCUGCACCUUCGAUGUGAUGAUCCACACGCUGAAGAACACGGAGCUGCCCGCCAAGUGGGACGAGACGGGAGCCAUUGUCAUCCAGAAUGCCCAGGCCGUGCAGUUGCGCUCCUUCUCCACGGGCCUGCAAAAAGUGGACACCGUGGUCAACUACAAGAUGAGCUCCUAGAGUAAAGCAGUUUUUUCUAAAUAUUUAUUCAUUUCUAUAUAUUUACAAGUAGUUUAAAACCAAAAAAGUAACGUAACAUAUUUGAGAGUUGCAUUAAAAGCCAGUUGUGAAAAGCUAAAA
Molecule: messenger RNA, 870 nt
Organism: Drosophila kikkawai
Lineage: Eukaryota; Metazoa; Arthropoda; Insecta; Diptera; Drosophilidae
Gene: mad2
Product: mitotic arrest deficient 2
Biological process (GO): mitotic spindle assembly checkpoint signaling
Cellular component (GO): nucleoplasm; cytoplasm; kinetochore
Source: RefSeq, a predicted model, not a curated record